This is a messenger RNA of Didymodactylos carnosus, 984 nucleotides long. The record is from the annotation of a GenBank genome assembly. NCBI's taxonomy places the organism in Eukaryota, Metazoa, Rotifera, Eurotatoria, Philodinida, Philodinidae.
AUGCUUGCAAGCGGCGACGAUUCAUGCGACGAUCAGCGCACACCAGUAACGUCGAUCGAAUCGUUACCUGAAGCUUCAUUAUCUGUUAUCCGAUAUCUGUUAGAACAAUGUGCAAAUAAAAUAGCAGAAACCAAUGUAGAACAACUUGAUGAACAGAAAAUGGAUGAUGAUCAAAAAACAACGUAUCGUCGACAGCAAGAAUUAGAAAGUAGUAUUAAUUAUCGGAGUAAUGAAGAACAGAGAUCAAAUGAUAAUAAACUACCGCCAGUGGCACUCUCCACCAAAUUUGCAUCCAAUGAACAACAUAUAACAACAACACAAACGUCUCUUUCAGUAUUAGCUGAAGAUAAAAUGAAUGAGUUAUGUCGUCGAAUAUUGUUAAUUCCAAGCCCAAUUGUAACAUCUACUGCUUUUAAUCGAUAUAUUACAACUGCAUCGGCUACACAAUGUCAUCAAGCAGCUAGAUGUCUCAUUGAUGCCGGUCUAUUAUCAUUACAAUCACGUUUGGUGGCGAAUAAUACACAAUAUUGCGAAGUUUAUUUAAAAGCUGUUCCAUCAUCAUCACUCGAAAUCCUUCCAUUUAUGAAACAACUGAAUAAAUUCAAUAUCGAUGAUAUUAACGAAUAUCUGGCUACAUUCAAAACGGUUGACACAAAGAACGCUACGUAUUUGACAGAAGGUGGUUUCAGUCUUCUAUCUACAGAACCAUAUGCCGCAUACGUGAUGGAUAUAGAUAAGUUAAAAAUCAAAACACCAUCAAAAAAGACAACAGCAAGAAUCUAUUCAGGUAAUAGUCAACGACCAAGCCAAAUAAAAUUACAACAGACACAAACACAAUCGAUUGUAUUAUCACCACAAAUGGAUGAGAUUGACAAAAUAAAUCUUCAAGAAACAAUAAUUGCUGAUUAUCGAUCAAAAAGAAAACGUUCAGCACACUCCUCAUCAAUUCAAACAAGAUCAGCAACAAAAAAGCCAAGAUUUUAA